Messenger RNA from Propithecus coquereli (Coquerel's sifaka), 3776 nucleotides. RefSeq names its product glutamate-cysteine ligase, catalytic subunit (gene GCLC). The record is from RefSeq and is a predicted model, not a curated record. Gene Ontology annotation, cellular component: glutamate-cysteine ligase complex. Gene Ontology annotation, biological process: glutathione biosynthetic process. Bases 418 to 2331 code for a protein of 637 amino acids. The transcript has 16 exons. NCBI's taxonomy places the organism in Eukaryota, Metazoa, Chordata, Mammalia, Primates, Indriidae. Gene Ontology annotation, molecular function: glutamate-cysteine ligase activity.
ACAAGUAGGAAGAAGGCAGUGCACGACACCGGCAAAGAGAAGCGGGAGCCGCCGCCGGGCCGCGGCGGUGGGGUUCGUUGCCGCCGCCUCGGCGCAGGAGCAGGGCGGGAGCCGAAGCGGGCGAGGGGUGAGGCCGCCGGGCCGAGAGCCGCCCAGCCUGCGCUCACGUCUUUUGCCUCUGUGUCCGCGCGGUGCACCGGACCCCGGGUCUGUCACCUGGGCGCCAGGGACCCCCAGCGCCGGGGAGCCGGAGCGGACGGAACCCUCCCUCCGCCGGCUGCGGCCCGUGGGCGCCCCUCCGGGGUGGAGCAGCCGCCGCUUUCUGCGGGUGGCUGAGUGUCCGGCUCGCGCCCAGAGCGAGCAGCCGCCGUCAGUCCAGAGGAGGAGGAGGAGGAGGAGAAGGAGGCGGCGGCGGCCAUGGGGCUGCUGUCCCAGGGGUCGCCGCUGAGCUGGGAGGAGACCAAGCGCCACGCCGACCACGUGCGGCGGCACGGGAUCCUCCAGUUCCUGCACAUCUACCACGCCGUCAAGGACCGGCACAAGGACGUUCUCAAGUGGGGCGAUGAGGUGGAAUACAUGUUGGUAUCUUUUGAUCAUGAAAAUAAAAAAGUCCAAUUGGUCCUGUCUGGAGAGGAAGUUCUUGAAACUCUACAAGAGAAGGGGGAAAGGACAAACCCAAACCAUCCUACCCUCUGGAGACCAGAGUAUGGGAGUUACAUGAUUGAAGGGACACCUGGACAGCCCUACGGGGGAACAAUGUCGGAAUUCAACACAGUCGAAGCCAACAUGAGAAAACGCCGGAAGGAGGCCACUUCUCUAUUAGAAGAAAAUCAGGCUCUUUGCACAAUAACUUCAUUUCCAAGAUUAGGCUGUCCUGGGUUCACAAUACCCGAGUACACACCCAACCCGGUUGAAGGAGGAGCUUCCAAGUCCCUCUUCUUCCCAGAUGAAGCAAUAAACAAGCACCCUCGCUUCAGUACCUUAACAAGAAAUAUCCGACACAGGAGAGGAGAAAAGGUUGUCAUCAAUGUGCCAAUAUUUAAGGACAAGAACACACCAUCUCCAUUUAUAGAAACAUUUCCUGAGGAUGAUGAGGCAGCAAAAGCUUCUAAGCCGGAUCAUAUUUACAUGGAUGCCAUGGGAUUUGGGAUGGGCAAUUGCUGUCUUCAGGUGACAUUCCAAGCCUGCAGCAUAUCUGAGGCCAGAUACCUUUAUGAUCAGUUGGCCACUAUCUGUCCAAUUGUCAUGGCUUUGAGUGCUGCGUCUCCUUUUUACCGAGGCUACGUGUCAGACAUUGAUUGUCGCUGGGGAGUGAUUUCUGCAUCUGUAGAUGACAGAACUCGGGAGGAGAGAGGACUGGAGCCACUGAAGAACAAUAACUUUAGGAUUAGUAAAUCCCGAUACGACUCAAUAGACAGCUACUUAUCUAAGUGUGGAGAGAAAUAUAAUGACAUCGACUUGACCAUCGAUAAAGAAAUCUACGAACAGCUGUUGCAGGAAGGCAUUGACCAUCUCCUGGCCCAGCAUGUUGCUCACCUCUUUAUCAGAGACCCACUGACUCUGUUUGAAGAGAAGAUACACCUGGACGAUGCCAAUGAGUCUGACCAUUUUGAGAAUAUUCAGUCCACAAAUUGGCAGACAAUGAGAUUUAAGCCCCCUCCUCCAAACUCAGAUAUUGGAUGGAGAGUCGAAUUCCGACCCAUGGAGGUUCAGUUAACAGACUUUGAGAACUCUGCCUAUGUGGUGUUUGUGGUACUGCUCACCAGAGUGAUCCUUUCGUACAAACUGGAUUUUCUCAUUCCUCUGUCAAAGGUUGAUGAAAACAUGAAAGUAGCACAGAAACGAGAUGCUGUCUUGCGGGACAUGUUUUACUUCAGGAAAGACAUUUGCAAAGGUGGCAAUGCUGUGGUGGACGGGUGUGGCAAGGCCCAGCACAGCACGGAGCCCGCUGUGGAGGAGUACACCCUCAUGAGCAUAGACACCAUCAUCAACGGGAAGGAAGGUGUGUUUCCCGGGCUGAUCCCAAUUCUGAACUCUUACCUUGAAAACAUGGAAGUGGAUGUGGACACGAGAUGUAGUAUUCUCAACUACCUAAAGCUGAUUAAGAAGAGAGCAUCUGGAGAACUAAUGACUGUUGCCAGAUGGAUGAGGGAGUUUAUCGCAAACCAUCCUGACUACAAGCAAGACAGUGUAAUAACUGAUGAAAUGAAUUAUAGCCUUCUUUUGAAGUGUAACCAAAUUGCAAAUGAAUUAUGUGAAUGCCCAGAGUUACUCGGAUCAGCAUUUAGGAAAGUAAAAUACAGUGGAAGUAAAACUGAGUCUUCCAACUAGACACUCUGCAAAAAGAAAAAUGCAUUACUGUUUUGUUGACGACCGGCUGCAGUACCAUGCCUGUCAGCCCAAGUGUAUAGUAUGAAGACCAAAUAGAGCUGCACUGUUUCCUGGACCAAUGGGCCAGGAAUUGAUUUAGAGGCUUCCUUCAGUAGGUAAAUCUAGAGUUUAUACAGUACAUGUACAUAGUAAAGUAUUUUUAUGAUUAACAAUGUAUUUUAAUAACAUAUCUACAGUCAUUGUGAACUGGCUUGUACAUUUUUUAAUUCUUGACUCUGGAGCAACUACUGCCUAAGCAGUUUUGUAAAUGCACUGGUAAUUGUACAAUACCUGCAUUCCAGAGUUUAAAAUGUUUACUGUAAAUUUUCGUUCCUUUAAAGACUACCUGGGACCUGAUUCACUGAAAUUUAUCACUUCACUUUGAAAACACUUUCUCUUGUUAAUUUUCUUUGAGUCAUCUCCUCCCUUGGGUACAUAAAAUCACUUAAAUCCAUUGAAGUGCUUCAAGGGUAAUCUUAGGUUUCUGGCACCUUAUCUAUGAUAUUUCUGUGGCAGUUGGAAUAGCUAACCAUUCGGUCACCUUGCCCUAAGCUUUCAUACUUGAAUAAAACCCAUUGAAGUCUUAUGACUGUGUAUAAAAGGAACUUUCCUUCUUUGUUUAGACUUUCUGUUUCAGACAUUAAGCUUAACAGCUAAUUAACAAUUAAGACAACUCUGUAGGAAGAAGGGAGACUAUUGCCCAGAAUUCACAUGUAGUGAUUAUGGGGGUGACUUUUUUUUAACUAAAAAAUCAUUUUUCUUCCUAUACAUACCAAGAGUACUGUCAAAAUGGCAUUAGCUCUUACGUUGUUGCCUGUUAAUUCUGAUUGCUGCUAUAUACUUAAAUUUUCAAAUCUUAUGCAUUUGCUUUAGUUCUGUUACUCUAUCUCUAGUUUUCAGUAAGUAUAUUGAUAGACUUUCUUCUAAAAGCCAUUCACCCCAGAUUUUACCUGGGGAACAUUCUACAUACUGCUUACGUUCUCUAUAAAACUCAUAAAUCAUGAAAUGCACUAAGUUUUGUGAAUCAGGGCCCCAGAUGUUUAAUUGUAAAUAAUUUCAGUUUCAGAUAAUUGUUGUUACAGCUUUGUGUUGAAGUUUUGUUUUUUUCAAUUCGUUAAAAGUCUUAACUGCUUCUGAUCAACUAUGUACUGUAGAUUAUGCAUACCUUUACAGGCAUAAAUAUUUAAACUAUAAUGCUAACUCUAAGACUGCAAUAAAGUUGCUUCAGCUAAACCUGUUUAUGUUUAAAUACUAGAGUUUGUUCUGUAUUUCAUACAUGCAUUUUGGAGGAGUAAAGAAUGCCUGUUUUUUAUUUGCAAUUUGCUUAUUAUAAAUCAGGUUGUAAAAAGGCAGAUAAACUAAAAUGUUUGUGGUAUGAGGAAAUAAAAGAAUGGAAUUAGCAUUCA